This is a messenger RNA of Saprolegnia diclina VS20, 3520 nucleotides long. RefSeq lists its product as hypothetical. Lineage: Eukaryota; Oomycota; Saprolegniomycetes; Saprolegniales; Saprolegniaceae. The transcript is spliced from 12 exons. The record is from RefSeq and is a predicted model, not a curated record. The coding region runs from base 1 to 3387 and encodes 1128 amino acids. Gene Ontology annotation, molecular function: helicase activity.
AUGGCGGGCCGCUUUGUCACGAGUCGCUCCAACCCCGGCGGAUUGGCCGUGUACGAGCUUGACACGGCGAGCGUCUCGGCGGUCUUUCCCUCGCACGACGUCCCGACAGCGCUCAAGGCCAUGGUCGAGGUCUCUCUCCGUGACGUCGGCAGUCUCAUUGCCAAGGACACCCAUGACAUCGACACGGCCAAGCUCCAGGCCUUCUUUCCUGACGGCCUCCGGGCCACGGAUGAGCUCGUCGUGCUGCCGUACAACGAUGUGCGCACGCAAACAGUGGGCCUCACCGACCUCCCGGCACUUCCUCUCGGCCACCGCGCUGCGUUUGUCGGGCACUUCAAGCUGGAGCUCGCACCGGGGAUCGACACGACGCGGUUCAUCGCAAUUGGCGGCCCGCAACUCGAGCUCCUUCUUGCGGGGAAGCAUCGACUCAUGAAGUGGAAGCGCGACGUGGAAAAGCUUCUUGAAGGCUCCGCAUCGAUCCCGGUUAACGCGCCGACGACGCCUCAGCGUAUCAGAGGCAACCCACGCUUCAUGGCGACUCCGUCGCCCCAGCGUAUUCGAGGCAACCCGCGCCUAAUGACGUCUCCGUCGGCUCGACGCUUGGCGCCGCUGCCGUCACUAUCGCCGCUUUUGAUCGAUUUUAUUCCGCUACCGUCGCCGCUGUCGUCGCCGGCGUCGUCGCCCGCCAUGAAGAAGAAGGCCGGCGCGCGUCUCAAGGCGAUGGCGGAGCUGGACCCGAUCAAGGCGAUGAUGACGGCGUUCGACGACGCCAAGACGCCCACGUCGUUCAAGACGCCGAGAUCGUCGGCCGAGACGCGCGAUUAUUUCCUCAGAGUACUUUGGCCCGAGGCGCCCACGUUCUCGACCAAGAUGUCGACCAAGGAAACGUACAAGGUACAUUUCGGCGCGCUGCUCAUCGCCGAAGCCCAAGCCGCGAUCGUCUGUGGGAAGAAAACGCUGCCCGCUACGUCCACCGCACUCGCGGCCUCGUUCGAAGGCGUCUCGGACCCCAACGUGGCGACGUUCCAGACGCUUGAAAAGAACUCGCUCAUCAUUGGCGACGUCGUCCGACUCAAGGUCGACAACGCGCGACAUGCGAUCGGCGUCGUCGAGCGCGUUUACGGGCCCAUGAUCGACGUCGUCCUCCUCCAGGCGGACAAAAAGGCGCUCGACCUCCCGAAGGCCAAGGCGAUCGAAGCCAAGGUGGUCACGUCGCUGGUGACAACACUGCGAAUGCUCGAGGGCGUCGGCUCCGUCGACAAGUUGCCCGAGCACUUGCGCGACGUUGUGCUCAACCAGUCGCGAGCCGCCGCGACCGUCUCGGUGCUCAAGGUUGCCGCAACGAAGCUGCGCGGCGUCAUCCAGACGUCGACCGGGUUGCCCAAGAUGCCAACCCAGGGCAAGGGCAAGGCCAAGGCCAAGAAGAACAAGAUGCCCACGGAAGACGAAGACGCCGUGCUGACGCUCUUGACCGACCUCGCCAAGAUGAAGAUGUCGGUCGAGAGCCUCGAGGCAACCAAGAUCCACGAGGUCGUGGCCGAGCUCAGCGAUAAGGACAAGGCGCCCACCAAAGCGAUCGCGAUGGCGGCGGCCGCGCUUGGCAACUUUUACAAGUUGCUCAUCACACCGUCGCUCUACGACGUGGACGUCACGGUGGCCGGGCUCCUCGCGUCCGACAUGAACCCGUCCCAGUUCAAGGCGCUGCGUCGCGGCCUCGGCAACCUCGAGACGGGCAUCUCGCUUUGGAAGGGGCCGCCGGGUACCGGCAAGACGUCGACGAUCUGCGCCCUGCUCUCGGCGCUCCUCUCCAAGGCCUCGCCGUCCAAGGGCCGACUGCCAAGUGUCCUCGUGACCUCGGACUCGAACGCCGCGAUCGACGAGAUUAUCGAGCGCGUCUUCUCGGUCGGCAUCUACCUCGUCGGCCACCCCACGAAGGUCCAAGCGCAGCUGCCGCGCCCGGAAGGACCCGAAGAGCCCGCGCUCACGGCCGUCAAGAUGGGCACUCGACAUGGCGCGCGGGACGUUGGCCUCGCGACGGCGGCCGCGCACUACAAGGCCGAGAUCAACGACGCGCUCCGCAAGCUUCCCGCCAACGGCAAGCGCGCCAAGAACCUCAACGUCGAGAAGAACCUGAGCAAGUGGGACCUCUUUGCGCGCAUUGCGGGCCAAGCCAACAUCAUUUUUGCGACGCAUUCGUCGUGUGCGGGUUCCGACAUGGCGUACAAGCUCCGGCAAUCGGGCUUUGACGCCGUUAUCGUCGACGAGUGCGGCCAAGCGACCGAGCCGAGCUCGCUUCUCGCGCUUCUCGCGCAGGCCGGUCGGUUCUUUUUUGUCGGUGACACCAAGCAGCUCGCGCCGACGGUGCUCAGCAAGACCGCGGAGGAGCACGGUUUGGCCGUCUCGCUCAUGGAGCGCUUGGAAGGGUAUCUGCCCGUGACGAUGUUGAACGAACAACAUCGCAUGCACCCAUUUAUGAGUGCAUUUACGACCAAUGCGUUCUAUCACGGCGCCUUGACGGACGCGCCGGCGAUCGCGCAACGUGUGCUGACCCAAGACCCGGCCAUGUACGCCCACCCGAUGUUCCAGCCGCUCACGGUCGUCGACAUGGCGGGUGUCGAGAAGCUCGUCGGCACGUCCAAGCAGAACGACGCCGAAGCCACGUUUUGCAUCGACCAGAUCGAGCAACUCAUGCUGACAUACCCACAAGUCCAGAGCGGCGAGUGGAGCAUCGGUAUCAUCACGCCGUACAAGCCGCAAGUGCACAAGCUUGUGGCUGCCAUUGACGCCAAGGUUGCGGCCAAGAUGAUGGACAAGAAGAAGAAGAUGGACUUCAAGCCGUGGACCAGCAUCGAGGUGUCGUCGGUCGACGGCUUCCAGGGUCGUGAGAAGGACAUUAUCAUCGUCUCGUGCGUCACGAGUGGCAAGAUGGGUUUCCUCGCCGACGACCGACGCACGAACGUCAUGACAUCCCGCAGCCGCCGCUUCUGCCUCAUCAACUGCAAUGCCUCGGCGCUGCAAGGCCACGCGACGUGGCGCAAGCUGUUUGCGCAUGCCCAAGACAAGUGCGCGUUUGUCGACGCCGGCACCAAGAGCUUUGCGGCCGUGUGGGCCAAGACCGAGGCGGACGACGACCUCAAGGCCCGCGUCUACCGCCAGCACGUGACGCUUCGUGCGACGCUCGAGCAACACGAUGACGAAAAAGAAAAGGCGGAUCCGGAUGAUGAAGAGAAGAAGGCGGACCCCGAUGAGGAGGAGAAGAAGGCCCCGGACGAGGAAGAGACCAAAAACGAGACGCUUCCGGACGCCAAGCGCAAGCGCGGCGAGAGUCCCAAGAGUCGCGAAGAUCGCAAGAAACGUCUCGAUGCCGCGCGAGGGGUGGGGCAAUAGUGCGAUAUCGCUCCGAUGGCUCAUGGGAACGUGUAGAAGACGCGUCGAACGUGACCAAGGACGACGCAGGCCAGCAUGAACCGUCUCCAGCCCGCGGAACCGCUCUUCUCAUUAUUUUAUUCAUAUUUAAUGC